AUGGGUGGUGGAACUUCGAUAUGGGCAUCCCCUGAUUGGAAGUCUGAUCCCAAAGAAAUCUUCAAUUGGAAGCUGUUUUACCUGACAACGACAGUCGCCUUUGCUGGGUGUUCUUAUGGCUUCGACCAAGGGAACAUCGGAGGAGUACUUACGCUUCCAAGUUUCAAACGUGCAUUCGGGCUAGAUGUUCUGAGUGAAGAUGAAGCUGACCAAAGAGCUGGGAAUAUUGCCGCAAUGUUGGCGGCUGGUGGCUCCGCAGGAGCCCUUCUCGCAGCCCCAUUUGCGGAUUUCCUCGGCCGAAAGUAUUCGAUGAUCAUUUUCGGUUGUCUAUUUCUCGUUGGAGCUACCAUGCAGGAAAUUGCCACUUUGGACGUCUUCUAUGCUGGAAGAUUCAUCGCCGGCCUGGCUAUCGGAGCUACGAGCAUGUUAGCCCCUCAAUAUCUCGGAGAGAACUCUCCCAAGAGCAUUCGUGGCUCACUCACAACUUCGUAUAACUUAUGUAUUAUCCUUGCAUUGAGUCUGGCUUUCUGGACCAACUAUGGUGUGUCGUUAUGGACCACGUCAAGUAAUCUGCAGUGGAAGUUAGCAUUGGGUAUCCAGAUCAUUCCUGGAGGCUUCAUGUUUUUGAUGAUGUUUUUUGUCAUUGAUACCCCACGAGCUCUCAUUGCUAGAGGAAAGAGGGAACAAGGCCUCAAGAACCUAUGCAAGUUACGCAAUCUCCCGGCAGAGCAUCACUAUGUGAAUCAGGAGUACAUGGAGGUCUGCGCUCAAGUCGAUGCCGAGCAAGAGGUCACAAAAGGACUGAAUUAUUGGGUUGUUAUCAAAGACAUCGUCACUGUUCCUAGUAAUCGCCGACGAUUCUUCCUUGCUGCAUGGCUCUUCUUGUUCCACAAGUUCACUGGAACAGAUAGCCUGAAUUAUUUCGCACCGGAGAUCUUUGAGAUGAUCGGCGUCGCACCCGGGUCUCUUAGCCUGUUAACCACUGGCGUUUAUGGCCUGGUGAAAUUAGCAACAACCAUCAUCUAUGUUGCGUACAUCGUUGAUCGUGUUGGCCGACGGAGGCCGUUGAUGGUCGGCGCUCUUCUUCAGGCAACAGCCAUGCUUUACAUCGCGCUCUACGUGAGAUUUGCGAAUCCUGACUCUACAGGGGGCACUCCAGCUGGCGGUAUUGUGGGAAUUAUCUGGAUCUACAUAUAUGCUUUCGGAUGGUCGUUCGGUUGGUCUGUGGCGCCGUACGUUGUUGCGGCUGAGAUCUUUCCCGCCCGCAUCCGUUCGUUCUCGAUGAGCAUCUGCUUCUUUAUUAACUGGAUUGUCGACUAUGGUAUUACCAAGGCGACCCCGCUCAUGAUGACAAACUUGGGCUGGGGUACAUUCCUGCUAUAUGCAGUGUUAACCUACAUCGGCUUCGUGUUUGUGUUUUUCUGCAUGCCUGAAUUCAAGGGGCGGUCUAUUGAGUCAAUGGACGACUUGUUCCAGCAUUCUAUCUGGACGAUGUGGAAACAUGCGUAUCCAACGGAAGAGGAGAAGGUCCGUCACGAUGUCCAGGAAAAGGUUGUACACAACCUUGUGGACGAGGAAAAGGCGGUUGAGGGUAAAGAACUGGAGGCAACUGUGGUUCACGAAGAGAGACGCGCUUGA
Molecule: messenger RNA, 1638 nt
Organism: Neoarthrinium moseri
Lineage: Eukaryota; Fungi; Ascomycota; Sordariomycetes; Amphisphaeriales; Apiosporaceae
Exons: 8
Coding region: 1-1638 (545 amino acids)
Biological process (GO): carbohydrate transport; transmembrane transport
Cellular component (GO): membrane
Molecular function (GO): carbohydrate:proton symporter activity
Source: RefSeq, a predicted model, not a curated record